Molecule: messenger RNA, 4988 nt
Organism: Talpa occidentalis (Iberian mole)
Lineage: Eukaryota; Metazoa; Chordata; Mammalia; Eulipotyphla; Talpidae
Gene: B4GALNT3
Product: beta-1,4-N-acetyl-galactosaminyltransferase 3
Exons: 20
Coding region: 1-3003 (1000 amino acids)
Cellular component (GO): Golgi cisterna membrane
Molecular function (GO): acetylgalactosaminyltransferase activity
Source: RefSeq, a predicted model, not a curated record
AUGGGGAGCCCCCGGGCCGCGCUGCUCCGGCUGCUCCUGCGCCCGGUCAAGCUGCUGCGGAGGCGCUUCCGGCUGCUGCUCUUUGUCGCCCUGGUGUUCUUGGGGAUCGGGACCCUUUAUCUGGAGCUGGUGGCUUCGGCACAGGUCGGCGGGAGCCCUCUGAACCGGAGAUAUGGCAGCUGGAGAGAACUGGCCAAGGCUCUGGCCAACAGGAACAUUCCAGCAGUUGAUCCAAAUAUCCAGUUCUACCGCCCCCAGGGACUGGGCCUUAAGGACCAAAGCCUGGAGCAAGGUGGGGACGCUAACAACAGCUACUUGAAGUGGAACAAGCCUGUGCCCUGGCUCUCAGAGUUCCGGGGCCGCGUCAACCUGCAUGUGUUUGAAGACUGGUGUGGCAGUUCUAUCCAGCAGCUCAGGAGGAACCUCCAUUUCCCACUGUACCCCCACAUCCGUACAACCCUGAGGAAGCUGGCCGUGUCCCCCAAAUGGACCAACUAUGGCCUCCGCAUCUUUGGCUACCUGCACCCCUUCACUGAUGGGAAGAUCCAGUUUGCCAUUGCUGCAGAUGACAACGCGGAAUUCUGGCUGAGCCAUGAUGACCAGGUCUCAGGCCUUCAGCUGCUCGCCAGUGUGGGCAAGACGGGGAAAGAAUGGACCGCCCCUGGAGAGUUUGGGAAAUUUCGAAGUCAAAUUUCCAAGCCAGUGAGCCUGUCAGCCUCACAAAGGUACUACUUUGAGGUGCUUCACAAGCAGAAUGACGAGGGCACCGAUCAUGUGGAAGUCGCGUGGCGUCGGAAUGACCCUGGGGCCAAGUUCACCAUCAUUGACUCCGUUUCCCUGUCCCUCUUCACAAAUGAGACGGUGCUGAAGAUGGAUGAGGUGGGCCACAUCCCACAGACAGCAGCCAGCCACACAGGCCCCCCAGACUCUCCUCAGGGAGACGAGCAGCCCCCCGCCGACAUGCUACGGCCUGACCCUCGGGACACCCUCUAUCAAGUGCCUCUGAUCCCCAAGUCUCAGCUCCGCCAUGUCCUGCCUGACUGUCCCUACAAGCCCAGCUACCUAGUGGACGGGCUCCCUCUGCAGCGCUACCAGGGACUCCGAUUUGUGCACCUGUCCUUCGUUUACCCCAAUGACUAUACGCGCCUGAGCCACAUGGAGACCCAUAAUAAAUGCUUCUACCAGGAAAGCCCCUACUACCAGGACAGGUUCGGCUUUCAGGAGUACAUCAAGAUUGAUCAGCCGGAGAAGCAGGGGCCAGAGCAGCCAGGUUUUGAGGAAGUCCUUCUAGAAGAAUCCCAGUAUGGAGAAGCAGCAGAUGAGACCCCUGUCUCUGAUGACCAAAACUUCAGGAUGCCAGAAGGAAAGCACAUGCCCCCCUCCCCUCCUGGGCAGGAUGUCACUGACUACCGCCUGCAAAGCCUGAGGAAACUGCUGGCUCAGUCCCAGGAGAGUCUGCGGGUGCCCCUUUCUAAGCACAACUCGACAGCUCCCUCCCCAGUGAGAACCAGCCGCAUCCCAGCCCACCAGCCGGAGAAUAGGGAGAGAAAGCCCAGCCCCGAGCCCAGCCCAGAGCCACCUCAUUCUGACAAGUCACCCACUGGGCACGUGGCAGGGAAACUGCCUCAAAUGAAGAAGCUCAGGCCCACUGGUGACAACCCCAGGAAGAUGCUAGGACAGUCCCAGUGGCUGAAUCAAGUCGAGUCAUACAUUGCAGAGCAGAGAAGGGGUGACAGGAUGGAGCCUCUGCUCCCUAGGAAGGGUUGGCAGGGGGAGGAGGAGGUGGUAACAGCCAUAGCGCAGGAAGGACAGGUGGAGGGAGAGGAAGACGGGGAGGAAGAGGAAGAGGAAGAGGAUGUGAGUGAGGUGUUCGAAUAUGUGCCCAUGUUUGACCCCGUGGUAAACUGGGACCAGACCUUCAGUGCCCAGAACCUGGACUUCCAAGCCUUGCGGACAGACUGGAUCGAUCUGAAUUGUAACACAUCUGGCAACCUGCUGCUUCCAGAGCAGGAGGCCCUGGAGGUCACCCGGGUCUUCUUGAAGAAGCUCAACCAGAAGAGCCGGGGGAGGUACCAGCUGCAGCGCAUUGUGAAUGUGGAGAAGCGUCAGGACCAGCUCCACGGGGGUCGCUACCUUCUGGAACUUGAGCUGCUGGAACAAGGCAAGCGCCUGGUGCGGCUCUCUGAGUACGUGUCCACGCGAGGCUGGCAGGGCAUCGAUUCAGCUGCUGGAGAAGAGAAGGAGGCCCGGAACCUGCAGGGUCUGCUUUGGGAUACACGCAGGCGGCGGAGACACGUCCUGAGUGUCCGGAGCCCAGAGCCCAAGCUGUGCUGGCCCCAGGGCUUCUCCUGGAAUCACCGAGCCGUGGUCCACUUCAUUGUGCCUGUAAAGAACCAGGCGCGGUGGGUACAACAGUUCAUCAGAGACAUGGAGAAGCUGUUCCAGGCCACCGGAGACCCGCACUUCAAUGUCAUCAUCACUGACUACAGCAGUGAGGACAUGGCCGUUGAGAUGGCCCUGAAGGGGUCCAAGCUGAGAAGCUACCAGUACCUGAAGCUAAGCGGAAACUUCGAGCGCUCGGCUGGACUUCAGGCUGGCAUAGACCUGGUGAAGGACCCACACAGCAUCAUCUUCCUCUGUGACCUCCACAUCCACUUCCCAGAUGGAGUCAUCGAUACCAUCCGGAAGCACUGUGUGGAGGGCAAGAUGGCCUUUGCCCCCAUGGUCAUGAGGCUGCACUGCGGGGCCACGCCCCAGUGGCCUGAGGGCUACUGGGAGGUAAAUGGAUUUGGACUGCUUGGCAUCUACAAGUCAGACCUGGACCGGAUUGGGGGCAUGAACACCAAGGAAUUCCGAGACCGCUGGGGCGGGGAAGACUGGGAGCUGCUGGACAGGAUCCUCCAAGCCGGCCUGGAAGUGGAACGUCUGUCCCUCAGGAAUUUCUUCCAUCACUUCCAUUCCAAAAGGGGCAUGUGGAACCGCCGCCAGAUGAAGACGCUGUGAUGCUGGGGCGUGGCCCACUGGACCGACCACUUCCUGCUCCUGGACGUGCAGCUGCUCUCAGUGGCCCUGCUCAUUUCUGGAGGAGGAGAGGGAAGGAGAGCAGAAGCCAGGCUGGGCCCCAAGGCUCAGAGAUUCACCCUUACUCCACCGGGAGCUGUUGCCUCAUGGAGCCCUCUCUCCGCCCCUGGGCCUCCGAGGGAGAACUCCAGGAGGGCCUCGAGGGGCCACUCACGCACAGUUGACAGAGAUGGGACGCUCCCGGGAAGGGCAGCGUAGCGCAGUGAGGUCCAGGAAGGAAAGGCCUGCUUGCGCGACCCCAUCCUUUUCCGUGAAGGUGCAUUCUGCUAUCCACCCAGUGCCUUCCACAGGGAGCAGACACCAGGAACUGGAAGCCUUGAUUGGACAUACUUUAUUGGGGUUUUUAUUUUUUUAACAGAAAUCCAAAACUGUAAGUGUCCAGACCCAGCAUUGACUGUGAGAGGGGAUGCAUUUAGUGGGUGUCCCCACUAGCAUACCUCAGACCCACUCCUGUAUAGAGGUGUGCCCCCCGCCAAUCUGGCAGCUGAUUUCUAUCCAGACAGGCUGGCCCCAUGUGGAACAGUCCCAGAUCUACCCCAGGCUGUGCCUUCCAGUGACACAUCUCUCCUGGGUAGCCACUCAACAGCUGGCCACCGUUUAGGGCAUUAACCUUACCCUCAGGCUGUGCUCACUCGAGACCAGGAGCACAGAGCUGGCAUGUUCCGGGUGCCACAGGGGGGUUGGGAGACAGGGAAUGGUGGGCAGUGGGCACGUUGUCCCCAGUGUUUGGCAGCUAGGACGAACAGAACAGAGAAGGAGGAGGAGGCCAGGAAGAGAAGCCCCUCCGCCUGCCCAGUUCCUCUGUAAGCUGAGGCCUGGGGAGAAGGAGAAGGAGAGAGGAAAGACAUGUGGACCUGAGUCACAGCUCAGAUAAGUAAAGGGGAUGGGGUCCAGUAGGAAGGACGAAGAGGGGAGUGGGGAACUUGAGACCUCGCAGCCUGGCUUCCCCAGAGACUUGCCAGCCUCCCAGCCUUGACUGGAAGAAUGGGUGUGGGUGACACAGGGGCCAGGGUCAGAAGAGGGUAGGUUUGGGGAGGUGAGGGCAUUGCUGCGAUACAUCUCUCAAGUGGAAGGGGAUUGGGGCGGGAGGAACUGAAAAGUGAAGCCAUUUCAGGGAACACAGCCCUUGGCCUCUAGACUACGGCCACACUCCAUCACCUGGUGAUCAUGUACUUAUCUUGCACUAAUAACCUCCAGGUGCCUUUGUGGUUGGGGAUUUUUCUAUUUUUGCUGCUGCCUCUGCUGCUGCUGCUGCUGAGUUCACUUAUGGUGCAUUGGACACUGGGUCUUGGCUGCCAGUGUCUGAUUAGGGAGGUGAGCACAGGGCCCCCUGCUGAGGCAGGGCUUGAGGAGGGGGGUGCAGCAGGGCCCAGGAGGCCAAUCCGUUGAGCCCACGCUCCAUGCUGUAGCAGAGUCCAGUCGGCUUUUGGAGCUGCAGGGUCUACCUGGGGGCCCGCAUUCACCAUGAUCAUAAGCUUCACAUAUGGGAGAAUCAUCUAUUGAGAACCUUCUGGGGGUUGGGGAGAAACCCUACUUUCCCUAAGAAAUCAGGAAGGACAAAGACUUUUCAGUGGACAGCUUGUAGCUUACAGAUGCUACAUCACUGUCCCUGGGUUUCUGGUCCCUGCUCAGGCACCCUGCCUCUGAGAAAGGGUUGGGAUGGGGAUGGGGGGCCUGCCUUGACUGGCAGGGUAAAGAAGAAAUCAGGUUUUUUUCUGGGGCCACUGUCACUCUUGGGCAUCACGCCUGCAGGCCUGAGCCAGCCGGAGCAGCCCUCUUGCUUCUCCUGUAAGCCAGAACCAGCCAGCCUGCCCUGCCCUGCAGCCCCUGUCCUAGCCAGUGCCUUUUGUUUGAUGUCUGUUAUCUCCACACCAUCUGCCUUAGGGGUAGGCCUGGCAAGUCCCUAC